CCACAGCAAAAUAACAAUCUGUUAAAAUUGUAAAAUUCAGUGAUAAAACUGUUCGUGCCAAAAUAACUAUCAUGGAUUUAAUUGCGUAUUAUUUAUUGUACGAUCUUUAGGAUGCGCAAAAGACGUGUUUACCUGUUAAGAACGGUUUGAAGAGUUUAUAUUAUCAGAAAAAGGAAUAGAACAAAAUUUUCAGAAACUGUAAUUUAUGGCAAGAAGAAUACCAUUUAAUUAGAUAUAUGAUGGCAGAAACGGAAAGAAUAGAAAUAUCGGAAAGCAGAAUCAAUAUGCACGAAAUAAAUACUAAUGAGAUAAGGCCAGUGUCAAGUUUACUUAUGACUCAUUCAAUAAAUUCAACAACAUCUGGAUUUAUAACUAAUACUCGGAUGUUUAAUUUUGGUAGAAGAACAAACCAACAUUCCAGAGUUUUGGCUAACUUGUCUUCUACUUUUCAAGAAAUUAGACCUUUUAUAGAACGAACACGUACUAAUCCUCGCAUUGCAUUAAGCUCUCUCUUAAAUCUUCAAAGGCUUCAGAAUCAAUCAAGAACAGUUCUUCCUUCUACAGAUACCUAUGUAAUUAAUGUUGAUGAUCAAACAACAAGCAAUAUAAGCAUGCAUAAUCAACCUGCACAUGAUCAUCAUAAUCAUCGUACCACAACAACAGAUAAUUUUUUAAAUAAUAUACGUGAAGCAGCAAAUGAAGUGGCAGCAGAAACACAUAAUAAUAAUGGAGAUGAAAGCGCUCAAAAUAGACUUCAAAGAAAUCCAGAAGCAGCAGAACUAUUACGUAUAUUGCAAAGAUAUGUUCCCUAUAUUUUAAUACUUUUAGUUAAAGGCAUUUAUGAUCACCGAGCAGGGAUACUAAAUUUUAUAGUAUUGCUGAGUACUUUCAUAUGUGCCAAUAAUGAUCUUAAGCAUGAAAUUGCCAAACAACAAAACAGAAGUUGGACAUCUUUAUUGUCAAUUAUGUGCUUCAUAGCAGGUUGCUUUCUCUUCUUAAAUGUUAUGUUUGAAAUACAUAUAUUUACAACUCAACCUCUUUCAAUCUCAGAGCUUCUGUGGUCAGUAGUUGUAACAGAUUUUGUUCUAAAAUUGAUCACUAUUGUUUUUAAAGUGAUCUUAACUUGUUUACCUGUAAGACUGCUGGCAUUUCACAAACGUGGAAAAUUUUAUGUGAUGGUAGAGGCUACAUCACAACUAUGUCGAUGCGUUGCACCAAUUCAACCAUGGACAUAUUAUUUGACUGAAACAUAUCAAGGCCCAGAAAGAAUAGUAGGAAUUUUCUUAUCUGCAGUAUAUACUAUCAGUAAAGGAAAUGAUUUACUAUCAUGUGUAACAUUGUUCAUUAAAACAUUAUUGAAGUUAGUGCAUAAUAUGAGCUUAGGAGAAAGUCCAUCUGUAGAGCAACUAUUAGAUUCUGGUGGCAUAUGUGCAAUAUGUCAUGAAGAAUAUAAUUCACCUAUCAGGCUGAAUUGUCAACAUAUCUUCUGUGAAGUUUGUGUAUUAACAUGGCUAACUAGGGGAAGAUCAUGUCCAUUAUGUCGUGCACCAAUUGCAGACGAUGCAAUUUACCAUGAUGGUCAUACAACAUUGUUUGUUCAAUUGUAUUAAAUAGUAAAUUGUUAUAUAUAUAUAUAUAUAUAUAUAUGUAUAUAUAUAUGUAUAUAUAUAUGUAUAUAUAUGUAUAUAUAUAUGUGUAUAUAUAUAUAUAUAUAUUGCAAGAUAAGAUUUAUUAAGUCUUUUCUGAAAAAGGUACAGACAAAAUGAUCGAUUUAUUUUUUUAUCAAUUGAAUUCUUGCAUGUUUUAAAAAAUAUAUAUUUUACAAGCAUCAUAGUUUAACUAUACAUUUUUAUUAUUAUAUUAAUUAUUAUCAUGUAAAAUAUUAUGCACAUAAAAUUCAUAGUAAUAAGUUCUUAAAAAAUUUAUACUACAAAUUAUUAGUAAUUAUAACAAUAAAUACAUAAGAUGUUUUGAAAUAAUACGUGCUUUAAGAAUAUAUAAAUGUGCCUAUUUUAAUACGAUAAUUUCAUUAAUUUAAUUCUAAUAAUAGUCUUAUGUUUAUAAAUUCAAAAUAUCAUUGAUUGAUGAUCAAAAUUAAACACCAUCUAGUAGUAAAAUAUAAGAACUACGUUAAAUCUAUAUAAGUGGCUGCCGAUGUCAUUGAUGAGAUUUUAUUCAGAUGAAAAAAUAUUCUUAAUACUCUGACCAAUAUAUAAUUUUUCUUUAUUAAAGUAUACUGCAAACAAAGUAA
Messenger RNA from Vespa mandarinia (Asian giant hornet), 2251 nucleotides. RefSeq names its product ring finger protein, transmembrane 2 (gene Rnft2). Gene Ontology annotation, biological process: positive regulation of ERAD pathway. Lineage: Eukaryota; Metazoa; Arthropoda; Insecta; Hymenoptera; Vespidae. Gene Ontology annotation, molecular function: ubiquitin protein ligase activity. The record is from RefSeq and is a predicted model, not a curated record.